This is a messenger RNA of Tupaia belangeri chinensis (Chinese tree shrew), 963 nucleotides long. RefSeq names its product olfactory receptor 5D18-like. Gene Ontology annotation, cellular component: membrane. Gene Ontology annotation, biological process: G protein-coupled receptor signaling pathway. Bases 1 to 963 code for a protein of 320 amino acids. The record is from RefSeq and is a predicted model, not a curated record. Gene Ontology annotation, molecular function: G protein-coupled receptor activity; olfactory receptor activity. NCBI's taxonomy places the organism in Eukaryota, Metazoa, Chordata, Mammalia, Scandentia, Tupaiidae. The transcript is spliced from 2 exons.
AUGGACAUCACAGUACUGAGGAUCUCAGAAAAUCAGACUGAUGGGGCCACCUUCAUUCUCUUGGGCUUCUCAGAAUAUCCGGACCUCCAGGUGCCCUUGUUCCUAAUCUUCCUGACCAUCUACACAGUCACAGUGCUGGGAAACUUGGGCAUGGUUGUCAUCAUUAGGAUAAAUCCCAAACUGCACACGCCCAUGUACUUUUUUCUUAGCCACUUGUCCUUUGUUGAUUUCUUUUACUCUACAGUAGUGACACCCAAGCUACUAGAAAAUUUGAUUGUGGAAGACAGAACCAUCUCUCUGGCUGGAUGUAUCACUCAAUUCUUCUUUCAGUGCAUAUCUGUGGUGACAGAAACAUUCAUGUUGGCAGUGAUGGCCUAUGACCGAUUUGUGGCCAUCUGUAACCCUCUGCUCUACAUGGUAUUCAUGUCUCAGAAGCUUUGUUCUUUGUUGGUAGGUGCAUCCUACUCUUGGGGGGUGGCCUGUUCUGUGACACUCACUUACUUUCUCCUGAAAUCAUCUUACAGUGGACAUAAUAUCAUAAAUAACUUUGUUUGUGAGCAUGCUGCCAUUGUGGAUGUGUCUUGCUCUGACCCCUACAUAAACCAUAUGCUUAUUUUAGUCUCUGCCACAUUCAAUGAAAUAAGCAGCCUGGUAAUCAUUCUUUCUUCCUAUAUUUUCAUAUUUAUAACAGUCAUGAAGAUGCCUUCAACUGGAGGACGCCACAAAGCCUUUUCCACAUGUGCCUCCCACUUAACUGCCAUCACCAUUUUCCAUACUACCAUCAUUUUCCUUUACUGUGUUCCUAACUCUAAAAAUUCAUGGCUUAUGGUCAAAUUGGGCUCUGUCUUUUAUACAGUGAUCAUCCCCAUGCUUAACCCACUGAUCUACAGUCUCAGGAACAAAGAUGUGAAAGAGACUGUCAGAAAGUUAAUCAAUAUCAAACUAUUAUGUCACAAACAGUAG